Messenger RNA from Porites evermanni, 954 nucleotides. NCBI's taxonomy places the organism in Eukaryota, Metazoa, Cnidaria, Anthozoa, Scleractinia, Poritidae. The record is from the annotation of a GenBank genome assembly.
UGCUGUGUCUGCCUGCUAGGUUCCUCUUCCCAACCGCAAAGAUUCGGAAGCGUCGUCGAAAACGUUGAGGGUUUUAUACCCGACCAUUUUUUAAAGAAUUUUACCGGACAAGUCGCCAAAAUACCUCCCUUAAAGGAACUAGAUUUUCCCCUCCCCAUCUUUGACGGACUGGACCUGAAGCAAGAGCCCGAACCAUGCGUAUAUCCGCCAUCAUGUACUCCCAUGGACGUGCUCGAUCUUUAUGAGUCCGGCGAAUGGUCAGCAGCGAAUUCUCCUUGCUCUGAGCUGUUCGAAGACGUUGACCUUAGCUCUGCUUCUGAUCUGGACGAGAGUUGCACCUAUCUGAACGACAUCGCGAUUGAUUUUGCCUCUUAUCUGGAUCCUGCCACCUUGAGCACCAGUCCCGAAGAUUUGACCAAGUAUUUAGCCCCCCGUAAAGAUAGCAAGCGUAGAGAAGUAGUGGAACCUUAUUUACCCGAAGUAGAUCAAGGAUACGCUCCAGUUAAAGUAGAUUCCAAAGUAAAUUCCCCGAAACCGGCUGUGACCUACAAAUCAACGACUCUGGCGAAAGAAACCGAGCAGAAGUCGACCAGGCUACCUUCUAUCGCCUCGCAACUGAAGGCUCCAAAAUAUCGCCGAGGCUCUUCGUCUUCCAAGAAAGCGUCGAUCGAGAAGGGAAGCGAUGAAUAUCGCUUGAAACGGGAACGCAACAACAUUGCGGUCCGCAAGAGCCGAUUUAAGAGCAAACAAAAGUAUGUGGAGACCCAGCAGAAAGUUGAUGAGCUGCAAGAGGAGAAUUCUCGUCUACAAUCCAAGGUCGAUUUUCUCACUAAAGAGCUCAACGUUCUCCGAAGCCUGUUUUCUACCACCGGUGCCUACAAGGAUCCAGUAGUUAACGCUGCCCUUCUGUCUCAUGGCAUUCCGACUCCUCAUGGUCUUGUCGCCUCUCGUUAG